This is a messenger RNA of Colletotrichum abscissum, 174 nucleotides long. RefSeq lists its product as uncharacterized. Bases 1 to 174 code for a protein of 57 amino acids. The record is from RefSeq and is a predicted model, not a curated record. Lineage: Eukaryota; Fungi; Ascomycota; Sordariomycetes; Glomerellales; Glomerellaceae. The transcript has a single exon.
AUGAUUUAUUCCCCGCCUCUCAGCAACCUUCAGCCAGCGAAGCCUUGCAACGGCUUGCCAGCAAAUGCUCUGUGUCGGCGCGAACGUGGAGGCAUGGUAUUUAUACCUUCUUGGAGCUGCUGCGACAUCGUCUACCCGCUUUGCUCGAACGUCUGCUUACGUUCAUCUAUUUAG